GUGCUCAUAAUCUGCCUUUUUCAUGGAUUUUUUGCUGUGUACUGUGGAAAUUUAUCUCUCGUUUCGACGAUUGAAUUUUGUUUUUCAUCUUCAUCAUUAUCGUUUCCUUUGUGGUUUAUAGGUUUUCAAUCGAACAGCCAAAGAAGUCAGAACUGAAGAAGAAAGUGAAACAGGCGACACCGUAUAUUUUGGAAAUGCCUACGCCACCUCCACCUCUCUUUAGUAACGCUAUGAUGAGGAUUUUCCACACUUGUUCAUUCCCUCGCGAUAGUCAAUUUGCGCCUGUGGCAUAUUGUGCAUCAAGAUCCCUGCCCCCUGGGCCAGUAGGUUUGAAGUUCUUAAACGCUAAGGGAUGGGGUUUGUUUGCUUCGUCCCUUAAAAGAGGCAUCCGCUUUGUCUAAUCGAGCAGCAUCAGCUUUGCAGAUAGCCGGGAAUACUAUUUAUUUGAGGCGAGUUAGUCUGUUUGGUCUUUAUUCUUUUCUACUGCUUUGUUCUUACUUGGGGUUGGCCUUUUGUGCCUUUUGGUUGGUUCACUUUGGAGUGUGCAUGAGCUGGUGUCUCUUAGAAACUUGUCCACUUUGAGUGGGGCUAAUUUCUACCUACACAUACUCUCCCCAUAUCUUAGUGGGCUUGUUGUUGUUGAAUAAUUGAUAUGGCGGCGGCGAAGCAGAUAUUUUGGGAAGAAGAACUGGGAAGACAAUGUAGAAUUCUCUUCACAACUCGCUCUCAUAAUCAAAUAAUUAUAAUUUGGAGACACAACUGAGUAAAUGUUUUGGUCUUGA
Molecule: messenger RNA, 782 nt
Organism: Cuscuta campestris
Lineage: Eukaryota; Viridiplantae; Streptophyta; Magnoliopsida; Solanales; Convolvulaceae
Source: the annotation of a GenBank genome assembly